Mastomys coucha (southern multimammate mouse) is the source of this 9017-nucleotide messenger RNA. It is a transcript of the gene Jmy, whose product is annotated as junction mediating and regulatory protein, p53 cofactor. The record is from RefSeq and is a predicted model, not a curated record. Gene Ontology annotation, cellular component: cytoplasm; nucleus. Gene Ontology annotation, molecular function: Arp2/3 complex binding; actin binding; transcription coactivator activity. Gene Ontology annotation, biological process: positive regulation of apoptotic process; intrinsic apoptotic signaling pathway by p53 class mediator; Arp2/3 complex-mediated actin nucleation. Lineage: Eukaryota; Metazoa; Chordata; Mammalia; Rodentia; Muridae. The transcript has 11 exons. Bases 532 to 3462 code for a protein of 976 amino acids.
GCGCGCCGCCGCUACCACCGCCGCCGCCGCCGCCGCCGCCGCCGCCGCGUCAGCAGCGUGCCGCACGUGCCCGUGUUUACGUCCCUCGUGGAGCCGCAGACGUCACAGCCGAAUGGCAACAUUGUGGCGGUGCUGAGACUCGAGGUUUAGGAAUCGCCUGCGUUCUCAUUCUGGCUGGUUCGCCGCUGUCGGCGGGUGGCAAGAGAGGCGGCGGGAAGGUAGGCCCCGGAGAGCGGCGGACGCGCGCCUCUGCACGCAGCCCCGCGGCUCCGCGCAGGCCGGUCCGGCGGCCCAGGGCCCGGCGCUGCCGCAGAGAGCGACUUGUAAACAGAUCUGGCCGCACGUGACCAUGUGAACUACCUGCUCCGGGCCGCGUUAUUGUCUGUGGUGAGAGUCGCACCACAAAGGAGCCGGUGGAUGAGCGGCCGGCGCGCUAAGAUGGCUGAAGGCGCCCGGCAAGGGUGAGCUGGGGGCGCGGCCACCGCGGAGACUCGGCCGGGCGGCCCCCCUCGGUCGGGCACCGGAGCUACCAUGUCGUUCGCGUUGGAGGAGACCCUCGAGUCCGACUGGGUGGCGGUGCGGCCCCACGUAUUCGACGAGCGUGAGAAGCACAAGUUUGUGUUCAUUGUGGCCUGGAACGAGAUUGAAGGCAAGUUUGCUAUAACCUGUCACAACCGGACGGCCCAGAGACAGAGAAGCGGGUCUCGGGAACCGGCGGGGACGGCCGCGUCUGAUGGGAGCCGCGGGCCCGGCAGCCCGGCGGCCAGGGGUCGGCCCGAGGCCGCUGCCUCUGCUACAGCGCUCCGGAGCCCCGGACCACGAAAGAGCCAGGCCUGGGCCGAGGGCGGCUCUCCGCGCAGCGCGCGCAGUCUCAGGGGGGAUUCUCCUCGGGGUCCCGCCGGCAAAGGACCGGAGAGUCCUCUCCGUAGCCCGGCGCGGGCUAAGGCCAGCCCGCUCCGCAGAGGCGCCGAGUCUCGAGAUGCGACCGGCAGUGUCACGCCAGCCCCGCCGGCGCCCCCGGUGUCGUCGGUGCGGGUGGUGAGUGCCUCCGGGGCGGUCUCCGAGGAAAUCGAGGUCCUGGAAAUGGUGAGAGAGGACGAAGCGCCACAGCCGCUCCCCGACUCGGAGCAGCCGCCGUCUGCCGCGGAGCUGGAGUCUCCGGCCGAAGAAUGCAGCUGGGCCGGGCUUUUCUCCUUCCAGGAUCUGCGGGCCGUGCAUCAGCAGCUGUGCUCAGUCAACUCCCAGCUGGAGCCGUGUCUGCCGGUGUUCCCUGAAGAGCCGUCCGGCAUGUGGACAGUGCUGUUUGGGGGAGCCCCCGAGAUGACCGAGCAGGAGAUAGACGCUCUGUGUUACCAACUCCAGGUCUACCUGGGCCACGGUCUGGACACGUGUGGCUGGAAGAUCCUUUCCCAGGUGCUUUUCACCGAGACGGAUGAUCCGGAGGAGUAUUACGAAAGCCUCAGUGAGCUGCGGCAGAAGGGCUACGAAGAGGUGCUUCAGCGGGCCAGGAGGCGCAUCCAGGAGCUCUUGGACAAGCACAAGACUAUAGAAAGCAUGGUAGAGCUUUUGGACUUGUAUCAGAUGGAGGACGAAGCCUACAGCAGCCUUGCAGAGGCUACAACUGAACUCUACCAGUAUUUACUUCAGCCAUUCCGAGACAUGCGAGAGCUUGCCAUGCUGCGAAGACAGCAGAUCAAGAUUUCCAUGGAGAAUGAUUAUUUGGGGCCUCGAAGAAUUGAGAGUCUACAGAAAGAAGAUGCUGACUGGCAGCGGAAAGCUCACAUGGCUGUUUUGUCUAUUCAGGAUCUCACUGUCAAAUAUUUUGAAAUAACAGCAAAAGCUCAGAAAGCUGUGUAUGAUCGGAUGCGAGCAGAUCAGAAGAAAUUUGGCAAAGCAUCAUGGGCAGCAGCUGCUGAGCGAAUGGAAAAACUCCAGUAUGCAGUUUCUAAAGAGACUUUGCAGAUGAUGAGAGCAAAAGAGAUUUGUCUGGAACAGAAGAAACAUGCACUAAAAGAAGAGAUGCAAAGUUUACAGGGUGGUACAGAAGCUAUAGCUCAGUUGGAUCAGCUAGAAUCUGACUACUAUGAUCUGCAACUUCAGUUGUAUGAAGUACAGUUUGAAAUCUUGAAGUGUGAAGAGUUAUUACUAACUGCACAGUUGGAGAGCAUCAAAAGACUUAUAUCAGAAAAGAGAGAUGAAGUGGUGUACUAUGACACUUACGAAAGCAUGGAGGCCAUGCUGGAGAAGGAAGAGAUGGCAGCAUCUGUGCAUGCACAGAGGGAAGAGCUACAGAAACUGCAGCAGAAGGCACGCCAGCUGGAAGCAAGAAGGGGCCGUGUCUCAGCCAAGAAAGCCUACCUCAGAAAUAAAAAGGAAAUUUGCAUUGCAAAACACCAUGAAAAGUUCCAGCAGCGUUUUCAGAGUGAAGAUGAAUAUAGAGCCCAUCAUACAGUACAAAGAAAGAGAGACAAAUUACAUGAUGAAGAAGAAAGAAAAAGUGCCUGGGUUAGCCAGGAGAGACAGAGGACACUGGAUAGACUUCGAACAUUUAAGCAGAGGUACCCCGGACAAGUCAUCCUUAAGUCAACCAGAUUACGAGUGGCUCAUUCAAGAAGAAAAAGCACAGCAAGUCCUGUGCCCUGUGAGGAGCAGUGUAACUCUCUCCCAGCAAUGCUACAGGGCCAGGAGGAGAAAACAGAGGUGGUAGGAGGAAGCCAGCUUGAGUCUUCACAGACAGCAGAGCCCCGGAGCCUUGUCCAACUUGAAGACACUUCGUCAGAACAACUUGAAUCCACCUCAUUACCUCCUCAUGCUGUCAGCUCUGAACUGCCUGCUCCUGAGGCAGCCCCACUGUCGGCUAGUAGAGACCCCAAACCAUGUUCUGUUACUAUAGAUCCUCUCCCACCCCCUCUUCCUCCAACUCCUCCCCCUCCCCCCCCUCCUCCUCCACCCCCACCUCUGCCUGUUGCAAAGGACAAUGGGGGCACCACCACUGCAGAGACACUGGAGAAAGAUGCACUUAGGAAGGAGGGUGGUGAGAAGAGCAUCCCUAAGUCAGCCAGUGCACCCUCAGCACACCUCUUUGAUAGCAGCCAGCUGGUCAGCGCCCGGAAAAAGCUCAGAAAGACUGCUGAAGGUUUGCAGAGGAGGAGAGUGAGUUCACCCAUGGAUGAAGUGUUAGCAUCCUUGAAGCGUGGUAGUUUUCAUCUGAAAAAGGUUGAACAGCGGACUCUGCCUCCUUUUCCUGAUGAAGAUGAUAGUAAUAAUAUUUUGGCACAGAUCAGGAAAGGGGUAAAAUUGAAGAAGGUUCAGAAGGAAGUUUUGAGAGAAUCCUUCACACUUCUGCCUGAUACAGACCCCCUGACACGGAGCAUCCAUGAAGCCCUGAGAAGAAUUAAAGAAGCAUCCCCAGAGUCAGAGGACGAGGAAGAGGCUUUGCCUUGCGCAGACUGGGAGAAUUAGCAGGUGACUUAACAGAGAGAAGAAAAAUACCCAUGGAUGAAGACUGGCUGUGAUUCUUUGGGCAAAAGUUUAAGCUCUUGGUCCCACCGUUGGAUUCCAUUAGUUCCUGAGUAUAUUGACAAAGUGGUAUGAAAAGAGGAAGCACAAACGGAGGUUCCUACUGUCCAGUCAUUCUCAUUGAUAGUGCAAUGUUCCCGACUGCAGUGAGAACAAGCCUCCUGACAACGCUGCUCCUUACCCAUCCUUUCUCCCCAUCUACCCAACCAUAAUCUCAUAGUGGCCAGUUCCAUCACUAUGAAUUCAAAGAACACUGGGUUGGCAGAGUUCUGCUGUGUGAGCUGCUCUGGGAUUCAUCUUUCCGUGAACUCAGAAGACACUUGCUGAAGCACAGCGGCUUCUACAUCAGCUUACAGAAACAGAGUGACAUGCUACAGAAGACACUUGUCCAAGGUAGUUAUGGUCAGGAAUGAAAAACCAACAUGAAACGCACUUAAAAUUAUUCAUCUCCAGAGGAGAGGUUCAGUAUCUGAGAAGCCAAUGGAGAUAUUAAUAAUGUGUGCACCAAAACAUGACACAUUUAACAAGGCAUAUUUUUAAGAGGCCACAGUCUUACAUUUUGUAAGAGUUUGAAGUUAAAAUUUCCAUGCUUUUAAAAUAGCGUUUCAUAAUUCUGAAUUUAGAAUAGUUUGAAUUUUAUGUGCAUCCUGUUUAUGAGAAGCAAUGCUUUGUAAUUUGAUAAUGUUAUUUUUAGUCUUUUGUUUGAACUACUGGUUGAUUACUCUAACUCAUGACUUUCCUAUUGAAUCAAAAAUCAGGAUUCAACAGUAGGGAUACAAAUUACAACACCCUGUAUCAUGCACCAGUUUUUAUUGUUAUCCUCCACGGUGAGGAGCAUGUGUUCAGUAAAGGUCCAGAAGGCAGCCGGUCCCAAAAGCCUCCAGCUGGCAUUUUACUGUGUUUUUUUUUUUUUUUUUUUUUUUUUUUUUUUUUUAAUUCUGUAGAUAGAACUUUAGACUUUAGGAGAUCAUUUGUUGCUGUUACUAAAUCUUUAAACUCACAUGUGUAGAUCCAGUGCUGACUCACUUGUCGGGCAGUGGUGGCACACACCUUUAAUCCCAGCACUUGGGAGGCAGAGGCAGGUGGAUCUCUGAGUUCAAGGCUAGCCUGGUCUAUAGAGUGAGUUCCAGGACAGCCAGGGCAACACAGAAAAACCCUGUCUUGGGGGUUGGGGGUGGGGUGUUGGGAUUCCAUUUAUGAAUGGGGCCAGCACGGAUUGUCAGUGUGGACAUGUAUGUGUGCUAAUGAUGAAGACAGGCCUUGGGGUUAUAUGGAGGAAUUGAAAUACCAAAAAGAACUUCAUUCCUAGAAAAUCCUUCUCCAGCACUGCCCAGACACUUCCCUGAAGUGAAAGCCUCUUGAUGUCUGCAAUUGUUUUCCUCUAGGAACAUGGCUCCCUUCUUGUCACUUUUAAGAGAUGUUAUUCUUUAAUUAUGAAAAAGUUUCUUGUAACGGGUUAUAGAAAACCAAAUCUUUGCACUUAAAAUAUUCAAGUUUAUUGAUAAGACUGGGAGCUCAUUUAGCAUUUACUUUAUAUAUUGGUUUUAGUUCAAGCAUAAUUCACACAUCUUGUCCACAGCAGUUAAGCAGCUCUGAUAUAUAUAUAUAAGCCUCAUUCUAAGAUGAUCUGUGUGUCCUUUAUAUCCCCAGUAAAGCACCAAAAUGUAAUGUGUUUAACCCAAAGAGUCAUUGGCUAGAUAAAAUAUUUGAAAACCUUCAAAACUUACAAAUGUUCUAAAAAUCACCCAUUGUUUACAUACUUGUAAUAUUUAAGACCUGUCCAUCCAUGCAUUAUAUAUUCAGGUUCUUUAUUUACGUAGUUUUGAGACCAGGUCCUGCUUUGUAGCCCUGGCUGGCCUGGAAUUUGUCGUGCACACCAGGCCCCACUCAGCUUUGCAGCAGUCUUCUUGUCUCUGCCUCUCUUACAGGUAUGCACCAAGAUGCCUGGGGCUGUUUUGUUUUUUUUUUUUUAAGAUUCAUUUUUAAAUAUAAUUUUAAAGAUAAAAUUUUAAAUUAUGUAUAACUAUGUACAGAGGCUCUGGCUUGGUAACUGGGAACCAAACUUGGGUCUUCUGAAAGAACAGUAUAUGAUCUUAAUCCCUGAGCCAUCUCUCCGGUCCCAUUUUUUUUUAAAACUUUAGGAAAAUAUGGAAUAUAAUUUAACAAGAGUCAUUGUUUUGUAAUCAGUUUUAGCACCAAACACCUGGGCUUUGUAGGUGGGAAUAAGUUGGGACAAUGAAUAGCUCUCAGCACAUCCUGACAAUCCAAGAUCACAGCAUGGAGCCUUCAGCCUGUUUUCAAGUCAAUGAGUUUCUCACAACAUGCCAGUCUCUCUGCCUCUGGAUCCUUGUUUUUGUACUGGAGUGUGGCUCAGUACUAAAGUAGCAUUGCUUCUUAAUCCUCAAGAGAUGAUUUUUUUACUUCAUAAAAUCAUACACAUUGGAGUUAUUCAUAAUAGUACAAUUUAAAAUAACUAGCAUACAAGUGUUCAUCAAAUCGCCAGAUGAGCCCUCAUUAGUGUAAAAUGGUUUUAGGGCUCUAGGAAAAUGACAAUAAAUAUGAUGUGUUUUCUUUCCCACCUUACUUUCCUAGACACCCAGUAAAACACAGAAGUUUUGCUUAAGUUUAGAUGCAAUCAGCAGACCAGAAUUGUUGAGCUCUGGCCUUCACAGUUCAUUCAUGUGUAGUUGUUAUGGCACUCAGCCAAUGCUUCCAGUUCCCAGUGUGCUUAAGUUAGCCUUCCAUGAUGUCCUUUAUACACAGACACUGCUUGUCUGUGCCAUUCCUAAGUGUUUUAUACUGAAGAUGGGAAAGCAGGAGAUGACUUGAGAUGCUUAAUCUAGUGUUACUCUUCAUACUUGAAUGUCGAUUUCAAAAAUGUCCCUGAUUCAACCAAAAUUAUGUAUAGUAGCCAAUGUACUACGUAUAGAAAAGGAAUCUCUAGAUUAAAGGUCCUAAUUUUUUUUUAGCAAUACGGAAUUGCUGGAGAAUGUGGACUUUUAGGAGCUAAGCAAUGACUUUAUUUAAAGAGUGUUUUAUAUAUGGGUAUGAUGUUCAUGAGACAGCAUAAAAACAAUCAUUCCUUAGUUGUUCAUUGUGCACUUAAAACUUUUUCAAAAUUCUUUUUUUCUUCCUUCUUGGGAUAGGGUUUCUCUAUGUGGCCCUAGCUGUCCUGGAACUCCCGCUGUAGAUCAGGCUGGCCUCAAACUCAGGGAUUUGCCUGCCUCUGCUUCCUGAGUGCUGGGACUAAACGCACGUGCUACUACACCCGUUGCAAAUUCCAUUUUUAAAAAGAUACUGGUGUGGUAUGGAUUUUCCUAUAGUGAACACUUUGACUGUACAGUGUUGUGUUCAGAGGGUUCUCUUUCCUAUAAAUAUGAAUGUAGAAGAAUCCUUGGUGCCACAUAUGUCCUAGAAUGCGGUAAGUUACAUGGUGUCCUGCAGACACCAUACACUAGGAAUUAGAAUCUGGUAAGAUACAGCAUGACAGACAGCUGUAUGGCAUGGCAUGGGAACAUACACAUUGAUACAGUUGUAUUCUAUAGACUCCCUGAGACUUCUUUUUGGAAUUCAUUCACAGAAUAUGUUUGUAUUUAUUUAAACCAAUGCUUUUAGGCCAGCUUUGUAAUACACACAUCAACAGAAAUCAACCUGCAUAGUGAUUUUGGGUCUUUAAUGGGCCUAUCAGGGAGUUUUGAGCUUUCUUACAUUUUACCAGGUAAAAUAACUAAAAGAUCCUGAACAACUGCAGGACAUUUCAAACAACUGCAUACAGCUUAAGAUGCAAGCAUUUCACAGGGGAAGCAGAGACCUUUAAUUUUUUCUCGUCUUUGCACUGAAUAUAAAUGAUUAUGUAAAGCUAAAUGUGCAUAUUGACCAUUUCAUUUGUGCUUGGUGUUGCUAGUGACCAUCAAGACUUUAGAUGGAAGAGGGGUGAGAAAGCAGAAGCACCUUACAGCUGAGCACACUGUUCAUGUCUUACUACUGAAGUAGUUAAGCCUGAACUUUUUGUUAAAGCACAUUAAAAUCCCGCCUAAUUGUUUUGAAAUAUGAGGCAGUGGUAUUUUUAUCCUAUAAAUAUAGUAACUUAACAGGUUUUCCUAGAAAAUGAGUUUAUAUCGUUAUCUAAACUAUCCUUUGUGUAAACAGAAGCUGUUAAAAGUAGGAGGCAGUCCUGAUGCAGAGACAGACAGUGAGAGAGUCCACUAAAAGUUCCCUGAGUUAUGCUAAAGAUGUUCUCAUUUUAAUUUUUUUUUUGUCCACAGUAAAUGUACAAUUUGGCAUUUGUAUGACUUAAUGGAUUGAGUUCCACGCUUAUAAAUAUAUCCACUCUUCAAAGCACAUUUAUUGGGCCACUGUAAGGUGCAUGUACAGAAAAUACCUGUGAGGUUGACAUGCUAAAGUGUUCAUGAAUGCUGCUUCAUUUUGUCCUCAAAGAAUCAUUUGUUUUGAGAGGAAGGGGCGGUUUCAUUUCUUUUGUGUUUGUUUUUGAACAUUUUAUUUGUGCUUCCUGUUGCCACUGGCCAUCAAGACUUUAGAUGGAAGAGGGGUGAGAAAGCAGAAGUUACAGUUAACAGUGGCCCAGUGUGGGACAUUAGAAGAAUGUAGGAAAGACCUUGAAAUGUUUAAAAACAAAAGGUGUGGGUUUGAGUUUUAACAGGAGAAAACAUUUUUACUUGCAUGUUGUAUAGUUAACUGUCAAGGAAGUGUAAUGCGGCAUUUUAGGUUUCUCCACUCAAAUUCCUUUGUCUUUCCUAUGAAGUCUUUGCAGUUACCAGUGGCAUUUCCCUUUCCUGUGGUUUCCCCUUCAUUUGUGUGAUGUGACAAGGGUUGCAUCCUAUAGCAGUUUCUUACAAUGUUUUUGACACAAUCCCCACUGCCUUGUUGAAUCUCUCUCUGUACUGUAUGCACUGCCAAGUGUGAAACCAUAAUAUGUAGUUUAUUGAGAAACAGAAGGCUGCAGAUCAUUUUGCAUGAGUAAAACCCACUGGGACUAAAGAAACUGACACUUUUUUCUUUUUACUAGUUUUGGGUAAAUGAAGAUUACAAUGGCAGACUGACUCACCAUUACUAGCUUUGUGCAAUGUUAUAAAGGCAAAAACACUAUGCACUGUGCUUGGCUUUACAGAUGGCUUUCCCACCACGAUAUUAAGUGGAUUGUCUACAGCAUACUAUAAAUGCCAUCUCUUGCAAAUUUAUUAUAUUAAAUAUGCUCAGUUAACACUCAAGUAUUACAAGUAUAAGAAAACUACUAAGCAGGCAUUUAUAGCAAUACUAUGAAAUCUCCAAUCACUGUUUUGACUGUCGCCUUCUGCUCCUUAGUGCAGCCUUUCCGCAUCAUAGCUGCUGCUUUUUUACAUUUCACACUCCCGACUUAGAGUUAAGUCCUUGCUCACCCAGUGUUGCACUCACCUUUCUUGUACAUGCAAUGUAACAACACACAGUUUUGGUGCUUAACAAUAUUCCUUUUUUUCUUUAAUAAAGGAUAUUUAUUUGAA